AUGGAUGAAGAAUCCGAGCGUACUCACCUUCUUACGGGGCCGCCUAGUUCCGCGGGUGUCUCGGAGGGGUGGCUGAGAUACCUCAAUGUCAAAUCGGUCUCCUUCAUACAACGGUCUCCUUCACCAACCUUGCCAACGAGAUAUGGCGCGAUACCUCGCCGUCGCACAAUAACAGAAACUCGGGAGAUAUUGGCUGAGCUUGAAUCCGAGUCAGAUUCAUCUUCCCCAACGGGAGACCACAAUCGAAGCGGCCAGCUUGAGCACAACAACGGGACUGGACCCCUCGUUCCAACAUAA
Orbilia oligospora ATCC 24927 is the source of this 297-nucleotide messenger RNA. RefSeq lists its product as uncharacterized. The record is from RefSeq and is a predicted model, not a curated record. Bases 1 to 297 code for a protein of 98 amino acids. NCBI's taxonomy places the organism in Eukaryota, Fungi, Ascomycota, Orbiliomycetes, Orbiliales, Orbiliaceae. The transcript has a single exon.